UCUUAAUGGAUAUUUGCAUACUACAAUAUUGGCCCCCCCACCCCCACCCACCCCACCCCACUCACCCCACCCCAAGUGUGUAGAGUGUAGUGUUGGAGGUUUACUACAAAAAGGCCACUAUCAAUAACACCAAUAUAUACACAAGCAAAACAAGUAGUUAAGCAACUCAAACACACAUACAAAGAAAUGGAGAUGGACAAGUUGGAGAAGGAAAUGAAGCAAUCAAAGUUCAAGAAAAUUUGUGUGUUUUGUGGUAGUAGUCCUGGCAAAAAGAGCAGUUAUAAAGAAGCUGCAGUUGAGCUUGGCAAAGAACUGGUAUCAAGAAAUAUAGACUUAGUUUAUGGAGGAGGAAGUAUUGGUUUGAUGGGAUUGGUCUCUCAAGCAGUUUACAAUGGCGGUCGUCACGUCCUUGGAGUUAUUCCAAGGACACUCAUGCCAAGAGAGGUAUGUUUCUUUUUUUCUUAACAUUACUAGCUACGUUGCUCGAACUCUUUAAAAUGUUAUUGCAUCCAUGUCAGACUUCGUUAUAAUUUGUUUGCCUUAAUUUCCUUUCUGGUUUGUUUCAAAAAGAACGUUUCUUUAGUUUCUACUUUCCACGUGACAUGUCAAGGCUAAGACCAGACCACAAGAUUCGAAAGUCUUAUUUGCCUUCUUAAACCGCAAGUCAAGUCAAAUCCUCAAAAAUAUACUCGCUUCGUUAUAAUUUGUUUGCCUUAAUUUCCUUUUCGGUCUGUUUCAGAAAGAACGAUUCUUUCGUUUAAUUACUUUCUACUUUCCACGUGACGUGUCCAAGGCUAAGACCAGACCAGAAGAUUCAAAAGUCUUAUUUGCCUUCUUAAACCGUAAGUCAAGUCAAAUCCUCAAAAAUAUACUC
Messenger RNA from Capsicum annuum, 874 nucleotides. RefSeq names its product probable cytokinin riboside 5'-monophosphate phosphoribohydrolase LOGL6. The coding region runs from base 187 to 465 and encodes 92 amino acids. Gene Ontology annotation, molecular function: hydrolase activity, hydrolyzing N-glycosyl compounds. Gene Ontology annotation, cellular component: cytosol; nucleus. The record is from RefSeq and is a predicted model, not a curated record. Gene Ontology annotation, biological process: cytokinin biosynthetic process. The transcript is spliced from 3 exons. Lineage: Eukaryota; Viridiplantae; Streptophyta; Magnoliopsida; Solanales; Solanaceae.